AUGUCCUGGAAGAUCGGCAAGAAGUUCAAGGACAGCGGUCUGCUCUCCGGAAAGAGCCACAGCUCCACGCCAGCUGUCGACUCGCGUUCAACAACACCCACCCCCGGCAACCCCCACCCUGGCCACUCUGCCCCGAGCAGCGGCGUCGCGUCUGCGACGGGUUCCGGAGCCGCCACACCCCCCGUGGCGCGUAGCGGUAUCCUCCGUAUCCGUGUCACCGCCGGAAAGGGCCUGACCCUGCCCCAAGGAGUCUCCGUUCCUCAGCCCGUGGCGAACGCGAUCCAGCAACACCCGACUUCUGUCCUCUCCCAGUCCCUUUCGUCUUCCCCGCGGCAUCAGACCCGCCCCUCGAUUGGGAACCGCGAUACCUUAGCGCGCAGGCAACUGUGGUGGCUCCCCUAUGUUGUUCUCGAGUUCGACAAGAAUGAGGUCCUCGUCGAUGCUCUCGGAGGCGACCUCGCAAACCCCGUUUGGAUGUACAGCGCCACCUUCGACGUGUCGCGUAUCUCCGAGAUCAGCGUCAACGCCUACCUCCGCACGGCUCCCCCGAAGAGCGGCGAUGCGAGCGACAUGGGCAACGCCGAUCUCGCCCUCGGCGGUAUCCGCUUUACCCCCAACCUUGAGACGAACCGCCUCACGGACGAGUGGAUCCCCAUUACCAGCGGCUCUGGCGCUAUCCACGUCCAGGUUUCGUUCAAGCCGGCCCAGGCUCCGUUGACGAUUGACUCGUUCGAGCUCCUCAAGGUCAUCGGCAAGGGCUCGUUCGGAAAGGUCAUGCAAGUCCGCAAGCGCGACACGCUCCGUAUCUACGCCCUGAAGACUAUCCGGAAAGCGCACAUCGUCUCCCGGUCGGAAGUCACGCACACGCUCGCGGAGCGCACCGUGCUGGCCCAGGUCAACAACCCGUUCAUUGUGCCGCUCAAGUUCUCGUUCCAGAGCAAGGAGAAGCUUUACCUCGUUCUUGCGUUCGUUAACGGUGGUGAGCUGUUCCACCACCUGCAGCGCGAGGGCAAGUUCAACGAGACGCGCUCGCGCUUCUACGCUGCCGAGCUUCUGCUCGCCCUCGAGCACCUGCACAGCUUCAAUGUCGUCUACCGUGAUCUCAAGCCCGAGAACAUCCUGCUCGACUACACUGGCCAUAUUGCGCUGUGCGACUUCGGUCUCUGCAAGCUCAACAUGGGCAGCGACGAGACCACUAACACGUUCUGUGGAACGCCCGAGUACCUCGCGCCGGAGCUGCUGUCCGGCCACGGCUACACGAAGUGUGUCGAUUGGUGGACGCUCGGUGUGCUGCUGUACGAGAUGCUCACCGGCCUGCCGCCGUUCUACGACGAGAACACAAACGAGAUGUACCGCAAGAUUCUGUCCGACCCGCUGCGGUUCCCUGACGAGGUCGGCCCGGAGGCGCGCUCGCUCCUGACCAAGCUGCUUGACCGUGACCCGUCGCGACGACUGGGUGUCAACGGCGCGCAGGAGAUCAAGGACCACCCGUUCUUCGCCCGCCACAUCGACUUCAAGAAGCUGCUCCAGAAGAAGAUUCCGCCUCCUUUCAAGCCUUCGGUUGCCAGUGCUAUCGACACGAGCAACUUUGACGAGGAGUUCACCUCCGAGGUGCCCCAGGACUCGGUCGUUGCCGACUCGCACCUGUCCCAGACGGUGCAGCAGCAGUUCGAGGGCUUCUCCUGGAGCGUCUCGCCGCUGGGCGAGUCGGUUGGCCGGGGCUACUAA
Molecule: messenger RNA, 1728 nt
Organism: Trichosporon asahii var. asahii CBS 2479
Lineage: Eukaryota; Fungi; Basidiomycota; Tremellomycetes; Trichosporonales; Trichosporonaceae
Product: proliferation-associated serine/threonine protein kinase
Exons: 4
Coding region: 1-1728 (575 amino acids)
Biological process (GO): protein phosphorylation
Molecular function (GO): ATP binding; protein serine/threonine kinase activity
Source: RefSeq, a predicted model, not a curated record